CAGCGCCAACAGCGCUCGACAGUUGCUCCGUUCAGUGACAAUCUGGCGUCUGCUCCGAAGUAUUGUUAUCGUUUGCGAGAAAGCUGGCGUGAAAUUGCGCGUGUAGGAGCGAGCGUCGUCCGACUUUCGUUCGCGCGAAAAAACCGCCUCGAGGUAUCGAUAACUUCGCUUCGAGCGAGGCGAGUAGGAGACCCGCGUCGCGUCGUCGAAUCUGCGGACGGCGGAGAAGCGACAACUUCAGGCGCGUCCCUUCGCUCAUCUCGGAGCGGCGGGCUCCCGAUCCUCUCGGCCGAUCUCCCGCUUAUUAGCGUCAGCCGCGCCAAGCGGAUCGCACGAGUCGUCGUAUCGUCCGCGUUUUCUUCCGCGCGGACUCUUUUCGUCGGCGAGAAUCUCGAGAGGAGGAAGGAAGCGACAUGGGAACGUUGUGCUACAACUUCGCCAAGUACGCGCUGGUGGCCGUCAGCCUCGUAUUUUUGAUUAUCGCGAUAACGGUGAUAGCCCUGGCAUCAUGGAUGCUGACAGACAAGACAUUCUUGGUGUCGAUCGCUCAAGAGGGCAACAAUUACGACGCGGGUCUUUAUAUGCUGCUCACCGCUGGUAUCCUCAUGUUCAUUGUUGCCUUCCUAGGCUGCUGCGGCGCUUUGAAGCACUCUCGGUGUAGUCUAAUCAUAUUUUUCGUCGUCAUACUCGUCAUCAUAGUGGCCCAAAUAGCUUUCGCAGGCUGGCUCUACACUCAUGGCGAUCGUCUAGACGGACUAUUGAGAUCUUCCGUGAUAAACACUGUUAAGAAGGAAUAUGGCGAUGUGGAAUCUCGUACCCAAAUCAUGGAUGCGAUUCAAUCCGGUCUUGAAUGCUGCGGGGCCACUGGACCUGCGGAUUGGGCCGGUAGCAAGUACGCGAGCAAGGAUCCCUCUCUUCCAAUUAGCUUGACCGUCUCCAACGAUGCCAACAACGUAUUCAAAGUACCAGAAUCGUGUUGCAGAAAUAUAGGCACUGUUGCCUGCAAUGAGGGUCGUAACAUGAAAGUUGCCGGAGUAACAAAUGACUCGAUCUUCAGCGAGGGAUGCACGCAAAAAUUGGUGGACACGCUGAAAGGUCAAACUUAUCACGUGAUGAUUACGGCGAUAUUGAUUCUGAUCGUAGAGAUCCUUGGUCUGAUACUCGCUUUAAUUUGUUGCUGCGAAGGCGGCGCGUCGGACAGAUACAAAGCUUAAACUGAUUUAUCAUACAUGUCACGUAAGAAUCUCUUCGUCUUGUUGAAUUCCUUCCCACGUCCCAUAGUAAUGCCGUACAGAAAAUAUCAAACUUUUAUUUUCCCGUGCCAAUGCUAUAAUAAUAGAUACUUUGCAAAUUGUGUUUUGAUCAUACCGUAUGGACGAAAUAUUCUUCUGAUUGGUACAAAGCACAUUGGGUAAGUAACUAUUUCUUAGGCUGUAUCAUCAUCUUGUCCGAAUUGGUACGCGUUAUUCUGGGACCAAUUCAAACUUUGAGACAUAUAUUAUAUAAAUAUAUAUAUAAUAUAAUAGAAA
Molecule: messenger RNA, 1529 nt
Organism: Nylanderia fulva
Lineage: Eukaryota; Metazoa; Arthropoda; Insecta; Hymenoptera; Formicidae
Product: CD9 antigen
Cellular component (GO): plasma membrane
Source: RefSeq, a predicted model, not a curated record